Penicillium longicatenatum is the source of this 1515-nucleotide messenger RNA. RefSeq names its product putative COP9 subunit 3. The coding region runs from base 1 to 1515 and encodes 504 amino acids. Gene Ontology annotation, cellular component: COP9 signalosome. NCBI's taxonomy places the organism in Eukaryota, Fungi, Ascomycota, Eurotiomycetes, Eurotiales, Aspergillaceae. The transcript is spliced from 6 exons. Gene Ontology annotation, biological process: ubiquitin-dependent protein catabolic process. The record is from RefSeq and is a predicted model, not a curated record.
AUGUCUAUCGUCACCGACCUUGUCGCGGCAUCGGCAGCCCUCCAUGAUCCAACUAGCCUUUCAAAUGAGGACUACGACCGCCGGCUACGUGACCAUAUUGCAUAUGUCCGGCAAUUGAUGUCGAAGAAAGAUCUGGGCUCCAUUGCUUACGAUCAGGCACUCUUAAAUGCGAGUCAACACGAUCUCCACUUUGCCUCUUCUCAUAGCACUUUAAGGCUGCAUUUUGAUCCCCGGAAGGACUCUAUAACCUACCUAUUUCUUCUGCAUCUCCAGAUCCACACCCUACGGGAAACGUCUGGUGGGACCCUACCAAAAGAAUUACUCCCGUUCGGAACACUAUGGUCAAAGUAUGUCGGUCACGAAUGGCUUCAAUUGGUCGAAUCAAUGGGACAAGCUGCGCAAGCUGCUUCAAAGCCAUUCUUGGCUGCACCACUGAUCCAAAGUGCAUUAUUACGACUUGAUCCAUCCUGUGCUGUCUUGACAUCAACCCACGUACUUCUAGCCCAGCUUUGUCUUGCGGCCAAGGCGUAUACCUGUGCUUUGCCAGUGUUGGACGAGCACAUACGCCAUAUUCCUGCGCUCCCGAGCCGUGCUUCGUCCAACUCUCUUUCGAUGCUCUGUGCAGAGCACAGAUCAAGUCUGUUGUUCAUGAAUGAGACCACGGGUCUUUCGUCUAAGAUAUCAUACAGAGACUACCUGCGGUACUUUCUCUAUGGCGGAAUGAUCUAUUUGGCGCUAAAAGAGUGGCGCAAGGCAUCACAUUUCUUGGGCACUGUGAUCUCUAUGCCUACCAUGGGCUCUGUGAGCAUGAUAAUGGUCGAGGCCUAUAAAAAAUGGAUACUGGUAGGACUACUCGAGAAGGGCAAGCUGUGUCCACCUCCGAGUAUAACUGCACCUCAUGUGGUCAAAACAUUCCAAUCCCUGGCCAAACCUUACGUCAACGUCGCUCAAGCUUUUGAGCGUGGGGAUAUGAAGAUGCUAGAGGCGGAAGUAGAUGCUGGUCGAGAUAUUUGGCGUCUGGACAAUAACACGGGCCUUGUUUGGCAGGUAGUCAAUGCAUACUCAACACAUUCAUUGAUCAAGGCCAAGAAGGUAUUUGCAGCCUUAACUAUGACAGAGCUUCGGUCGCACAUAUCACCAUCACCUAUGGAUGUUAAUGGGGUUGAUGAAGCCAACCUAGCGUCACUUAUUGCGUCUGAUGCUAUAGAUGUGACAUUGGUACAGUCUGACCUUCAUUCUAAGGAUACAAUGUUACGUUUCGCAGAUUUGUCCUCUCUUCCAGAGGUCUCUCGUGAGACCAGGAUGCAAACACAGCUCGAAAGGGAGGAGCAGUUACUUAAGUCCCUCUUUGGUGGUGUGGAAGAAAAUAGUACUGGCCUAGGUCUAAGUGAUGAAUUCAUUGAUAAUGUGGUGAAAGGCCAACAAGCAUGGCCUAGUGCUACAGUUAUAAACCCAUCUCUAGGUAGGGGUGCUGGCUUGGAAAUGGAGGAGGAUAUUAUGGGGGAUCUAUCCUGA